Molecule: messenger RNA, 1559 nt
Organism: Dreissena polymorpha
Lineage: Eukaryota; Metazoa; Mollusca; Bivalvia; Myida; Dreissenidae
Product: keratin-associated protein 10-4-like
Exons: 3
Coding region: 366-1391 (341 amino acids)
Source: RefSeq, a predicted model, not a curated record
AAACACAUACAAAUAGGCAUGAUACUAAGAAUGAAAUUAAAGUCUGAACACUACUUAUUUGUUUACAAUUAUACCCAUUAUUGCAAAACAUAUAUACAGACUGGUUUUGUCCUGUCAUGAUAAUGUCUCUGUAAAAUAAUUUUAAAAAUUGACUAUAAAAAAUUGCAACCAGACUGUGGCAUAUUGAAAGUUUCAUAGCCAACUUGAAGAAAAAGUAAGUUUUGCAGACUGGUUUUAUGUUGAUGGGUUGCUUUGUCAGUUAGACAGUCUGUAAAAGCUGUUAAAAGCUUGAUGGAGAAAACUACUUUCAAAUUGCAAAGGUGAUUAGAUUGAGCCGUCAAAUAUGUUGUCACUAUGAUCUAUUAAUGUGGAAUUGGAACACUGUUUCGCAUCUCCAGUGGUUCACACAUUCCUGGGGUAUUUUCCAUAGAAUAUUAUUAGCUGACAAAAUGGUUUGUGGUAUUAGUGAGGUAUGUGAGAAAGUGGUGUGUGGAAUAAGUGAGGUAUGUGAGAAAGUGUUGUGUGGUAUAAAUGAGGUAUGUGAGAAAGUGGUGUGUGGCAUUAGUGAAGUUUGUGAGAAAGUGGUGUGUGGUAUAAGUGAGGUAUGUGAGAAAGUGUUGUGUGGUAUAAGUGAGGUAUGUGAGAAAGUGGUUUGUGGUAUUAGUGAGGUAUGUGAGAAAGUGUUGUGUGGUAUAAGUGAGGUAUGUGAGAAAGUGAUGUGUGGUAUAAGUGUGGUGUGUGAGAAAGUGGUGUGUGGUAUUAGUGAUGUAUGUGAGAAAGUGAUGUGUGGUAUUAGUGAGGUAUGUGAGAAAGUGGUGUGUGGUAUUUGUGAGGUAUGUGAGAAAGUGGUGUGUGGUAUAAGUGAGGUAUGUGAGAAAGUGUUGUGUGGUAUAAAUGAGGUAUGUGAGAAAGUGGUGUGUGGUAUAAGUGAGGUUUGUGAGAAAGUGGUGUGUGGUAUAAGUGAGGUAUGUGAGAAAGUGAUGUGUGGUAUAAGUGAGGUAUGUGAGAAAGUGGUAUAUGGUAUAAGUGAGGUAUAUAAGAAGAAAGUGGUGUGUGGUAUAAGUGAGGUAUGUGAGAAAGUGGUAUAUGGUAUAAGUGAGGUAUGUGAGAAAGUGGUGUGUGGUAUAAGUGAGGUAUGUGAGAAAGUGGUGUGUGGUAUAAGUGAGGUAUGUGAGAAAGUGGUAUAUGAUAUAAGUGAGGUUUGUGAGAAAGUGAUGUGUGGUAUAAGUGAGGUAUGUGAGAAAGUGGUAUAUGGUAUAAGUGAGGUAUGUGAGAAAGUGGUGUAUGGUAUAAGUGAGGUAUGUGAGAAAGUGGUGUGUGGUAUUAGUGUGGUUUGUGAGAAAGCUCUGGUUAUUGUAACAUUUGAUGUAUUUAGCAAGUCAGAUCUUUGAGGGGGUACCUUUAGAUAUUACAUACCACAAAUUGAAAAACUUCUGAACAAAGAAUUUUUCUUUUGAUUUCAACUAUGAAUUCAACCUCAGCUAUCAAUGAAAACUCGUCCUUAUCAUGAUAAUUUUGCAUCUUACAAAAAAUACUAUUUGGUCACACUCACUUUUUCA